AUGCCUGCUCCACCGUCGCCCGAUCCACCGAUACCUGAUCCACCCGUGGAGAUGCAACCCAAGACGUCUGAAAACGAGGCAAGAGAAGAUGCGCUUCUCUCCAGGGUAGAGACACUGCUUCAGAAGCGCAACCAGGAACCUCGCGUUGUGUAUGAAGACCCGCCGUUCUCGAGACUGGCGAAGGUAUUGCAAGAGCGCGAAGUUCAAAGCGAACGGGAACGAGCCAAUGCAGCAACUGAAGCGCGCAUGAAGCAGAUGCAGGAUGCUCAUGAAAAAGACGAGGAGAGAAUGAAGCAACUCGAAAGCCUCAUAGCAGCUCAAUCGGCAGAGCAAAGGCGUAUGGAAUCUAUGUGGGAAAUGGAAAGAAGGGCUAUCGAAGCAGAAGCUGCAAAGCAAGCUCAAAGCGUGAGGGAUCUGGCAGCGAAAGAGAUCGCGGCCGCGCAAAUGGCCAAAGAAACAGCUCAAACAGCACUCAAUGCUGAGAAGCUAGAAACCGAGAGAGAAGCGAGGAAGAGAGCCGAUGCCAUGUUCAAGGCCGAAAAAGAACGAACGGAUGAAUUCCACAAAUUGCAACUGCAGCGUUACGAAGAGCUACUUCAUGAGCUACGAGAGCAGCUGCUGAACUCAGAGCAUGAAAGCGAUCGGGCUAUAAGACGUACCCAAAUCGCGGAAGGCAAUCGCACCGUGGAUGUAACAGAAUAUGCGACAAGCAAACGAGCCCCGCUUUCGAUAUCGGCUUCUUCUUCAUUUGUAGACAAUUUCGCACACUUGGAUAUGAGGCCCAGUCGGACUAGCUAUCACGAUCGGCCCCAAAGAAGUUCCGGUCGCCACAGCUUUCGUAGCACAACAGCCUCAUUGCAUGCUUCGCGUGCUUCAUUGGGGGGCACAGGCAUUUCCGAUGGUACUUCGAAAUCUCAGCAGGUGAUCAUCUUCCCUGCAAAAGCCGACCGACGCUCCCAGAGGAUGCACAAGCUGCAAAAAUCGUUGACUAGAUUUGGGAUUGAUUCUGAUUUUGAAGAUCCAGAAGACUUACAUCAAUUGCACACCAGUCAGCUGGUACAGUAUGACUACGACAACACGAUUGAUCAGACUGUUAGAAGUACCAUCUUCUGGGAGGCGUCUGCGCUCAAUCUAGGAAGAAGUCAACCGGUGCAUACCUACUUCUUUGAUCCCGACUACGAACCGCAGUUUUCUCCAUCCGAGACCGCACCAGGCAAGGAAUCGAUCACUAUCCAGAAAGCCCUCGUGGAAGAAUAUGCGCUGAUCGAACUGGGCUUCAAAUUCCAUACCAACGACACGGGAGUCUAUGUUCUCGAUGGCAGGUUGACAUAUGUAAAGAAUGCCGCUCACUAUCAGUACGACGCUCACGCUAACGGUCCGUAG
Alternaria arbusti is the source of this 1383-nucleotide messenger RNA. RefSeq lists its product as uncharacterized. Bases 1 to 1383 code for a protein of 460 amino acids. Lineage: Eukaryota; Fungi; Ascomycota; Dothideomycetes; Pleosporales; Pleosporaceae. The record is from RefSeq and is a predicted model, not a curated record. The transcript has 2 exons.